This is a messenger RNA of Penaeus vannamei (Pacific white shrimp), 1885 nucleotides long. NCBI's taxonomy places the organism in Eukaryota, Metazoa, Arthropoda, Malacostraca, Decapoda, Penaeidae. The record is from RefSeq and is a predicted model, not a curated record.
AGGAGCAAAUGAAAGUGGACAGACUGCUUCUAGUGUGAAACUGAAGUCAGCCUACCAACCACAGGUGACGCGCAGGAGCCCACUCUAUUACUACAGCCAGAUGAGAGCCCCUGACAAUGAGUUGCUGUGUGUGUGUGACCCAAGGAAAGCACUCUGGUAUGUGGAAAAAGGCAAAGCAAAAGUUGUAAGCGAAGAUCCUCUCGUCAUUCGACUGAACUUUGAACCUUCUGGACGACCCUUAGCUGACCGGGAUGAUAGCAGGUUCUACCUUCAAGAACGUUUAAACAACUGUGUAGUAUGUGGGAAGGAUGAAAUAUACAUCAGAAAGUACAUUGUUCCCCUUGAAUACCGCAAGCAUUUCCCAGACAUCCUGAAAAACCACCAGAGUCACGAUGUUGUGUUGUUGUGUUUGGACUGCCACAAGAAAAGCAACUUGGAGGAUAAAGUGUUACGUUACACUUUAGCAACAGAGUUUGAUGCCCCUAUUGGCAGUGAACAUAGCAAGAAAACCAGUGUGGACAGACAUCGAAUUACUGUGAAAAAUGCUGCUAAAGCUUUGGUUCACAAUAGGGUAAACAUCCCUGAGAAAAGGGUGUUAGAAUUGGAGAAUAUACUUAAGAGAUACUUGGGGACUGAUUUCAUAAGUGAAACACAGCUGAGAGAGAUGGCUCAGACAGAUUCUAAAUUUUGGAAUAAGGCCUUUCAGUCCCAUGGCCACAAAGUGUAUGAAGCUUAUGAAAAAGUUGGGCUGGUAAAGUUAAUUCAGAGAUGGCGGCAGCAUUUUCUCUCAUCAAUGAAACCACAGCAUAUGCCCAUUGGCUGGUCAGUUACACACAAUGUAUAUGCACUAAAAGUGAAGAUGAGCCAGUACCCAAUGGGUCAUCCUGAAAGGCUGAAGUACAAGGUUGCUCUUGUGGGCACAGAAGGGGCAAUUGAUAUACCUUACUUGCCAGGUAUAAGCAAAGAUGAAUCUCCAGCUGAAUCAGAGAGUGAAGAGAUGACUGCAGAAAGUUUAUCAGAUGCACAAAACCCCCCAACUGAUUUCAUAGACUGCAUCAAUGAUUUAGAAGCAGCUAAGUCAGAUUCUAUUUCAGAGGGUUGUAAGAAAGUAGAUUAUUCUUUUGAUUCUGGAUACUUCCCAGCAGCCGAUAGAAAGGUUGCUUUGGAAAAAAAUUAUGAUUCUAUGAAAACCAGUUUGCCAUUGGAUAAUGUGGGGGAGUUUACCCUAACUCACUCUGAUAAUAUAGCAGAAAACUGUGUUACAGUACGAUGUUUAGACCUUAAUGGGUCUGAAGCUAAUCACAAUACGUCCUUAGAAGAGAAUAGAAUAGAUAUGAGCCUCUAUCAUGAUUCAAAAACAAAAAAAAUACACACAACAAACACAGUGUUUGACAUUCUGUGUAGCGAUGAACUUGUACAAAAGGAAGCUCUUCUCCAGGAGAAUGAGUGAAUGUAUUGAAUAAUCUAAAUAAACUAAAUUGAUAUCUGAUAGUAAUAUGUAGGGAUUGACUUAAUAAUUAAUUAGGAAUAUUGAGAUUUUGAAGAUAUUUUAAGUAGCAUGACAAAAUUUGUAAAUAAGAUGAGUAUAUGAGACUUCUAAAUUUAUUUAUUGAGUUUUAAAAAUAUGUUGGUGUGUGGUUAUUUAAAAUGUAUUUGUACCAAAUAUAAUGUUUUUGCAGUUUGUGUAAUGACUGAUGUACAUGGUAAGAAAUUUACCCAAGAUGUAUCCCAAAUUAAAUAUAAUUAUAUUAACAUUUUGUAUUAUUAAAUUUUGAUUUUGUAUUAUUAAAUAAGGUCUUAAUCAUUUAUAUUAAAUGAAUAUGAUAUUUAGAAUGAAUCAUUGAAAAAUGUUAUUCAGUAUUUUGAAUAAAAUAUUUAAACUUUA